AUGGACAGUGAGGUACAGAGAGUUGGGAGGAUCCUAGAUUUGAUUGAUGAUGUUUGGCAAGAAGACAAGUUGCCCUACGAGGAUAUUGCAGUACCUCUGAAUGAACUUCCAGAACCUAAACAAGACAGUAUUGCAGAAUCUGUUAAAGAACAAGAAAUGAAGUGGACUGACUUUGCCUUCCAGUAUCUACACGAGUACAUGUCCCCUAUUGGAAACUAG
Molecule: messenger RNA, 219 nt
Organism: Elephantulus edwardii (Cape elephant shrew)
Lineage: Eukaryota; Metazoa; Chordata; Mammalia; Macroscelidea; Macroscelididae
Product: anaphase-promoting complex subunit 13-like
Exons: 1
Coding region: 1-219 (72 amino acids)
Biological process (GO): protein K11-linked ubiquitination
Cellular component (GO): anaphase-promoting complex
Source: RefSeq, a predicted model, not a curated record